AUGUCCUCUGAGACCCCUCCCUCGGCGGGAAACAUCACGGGGGGCUUCGAAGAAGCCACCACGACCUACGACUACGACUACAGCGAGCCGUGCCACAAAGCGGACGUGAGGCGGGUGGGAGCCCGGCUCCUCCCCCCCCUCUACGCCCUGGUGUUCGUGUGCGGCGUGCUGGGGAACACGCUGGUGGUGCUGACCCUGAUCCACUGCAAGAAGCUGAGGAGCAUGACCGACAUCUACCUGCUCAACCUGGCCGUCUCCGACCUCCUCUUCCUCCUCACGCUCCCCUUCUGGGCUCACUACGCCGCGGCCGGGGAGUGGAUCUUUGGGGAUGUCCUGUGUAAGCUCCUCACCGGGGUGUAUUAUUCUGGCUAUUUCGGCGGCGUCUUCUUCAUCGUCCUCCUCACCGUCGAUCGGUACCUGGCGAUCGUGCACGCCGUGUUCGCCUUGAAAGCCAGGACGGUCACCUUCGGGCUGGUGACCGGCGCGAUCGCUUGGGUCGUGGCCCUGCUGGCGUCUCUGCCCGGGAUCGGCUUUACGAGACUCCAGGAGGAAGACGCCCACGACAGCUGUGGCCCUUACUUCCCCUUAGCGUGGAGGCCUUUCCACACCAUCAUGAGAAACAUCCUGAGCCUCGUCUUGCCCCUGCUGGUCAUGGUGAUCUGCUACUCGGGCAUCCUCCACACGCUGCUGCGGUGUCGGAACGAGAAGAAGAGACACAGGGCCGUGAGGCUGAUCUUCGUCAUCAUGGUGGUCUACUUCUUGUUCUGGGCCCCCUAUAACAUCGUGCUGUUCCUCACCACGUUCCAGGAAUUCUUCGGCCUGAGCGAGUGUAAGAAAGCCAGCCACCUGGACCAGGCCAUGCAGGUGACGGAGACCCUGGGGAUGACGCACUGCUGCAUCAACCCCAUCAUCUACGCCUUCGUGGGGGAGAAGUUCCGGAGGUAUCUCGCCAUCUUCUUCCGGAGACACGUCGCCAAACACCUCUGCAGACAGUGUCCAGUGUUCUACGGGGAGGCGGCAGAUCGCGCCAGCUCGGCCUGCACGCCCUCCACGGGGGAGCAGGAGAUCUCCGCGGGGUUGUAACCCAC
This is a messenger RNA of Perognathus longimembris pacificus (Pacific pocket mouse), 1088 nucleotides long. RefSeq names its product C-C motif chemokine receptor 2 (gene Ccr2). Gene Ontology annotation, biological process: positive regulation of monocyte chemotaxis; blood vessel remodeling; inflammatory response. NCBI's taxonomy places the organism in Eukaryota, Metazoa, Chordata, Mammalia, Rodentia, Heteromyidae. The record is from RefSeq and is a predicted model, not a curated record. Bases 1 to 1083 code for a protein of 360 amino acids. Gene Ontology annotation, cellular component: cytoplasm; membrane. Gene Ontology annotation, molecular function: C-C chemokine receptor activity. The transcript has a single exon.